Procambarus clarkii (red swamp crayfish) is the source of this 927-nucleotide messenger RNA. Lineage: Eukaryota; Metazoa; Arthropoda; Malacostraca; Decapoda; Cambaridae. The record is from RefSeq and is a predicted model, not a curated record.
CCUCCUCCACCUCCACCACCCUACGGCGCUCCAGUAGCCGCCCCAAAACCCCCCGUUGAGAUCCUAGUUGACGUGCGCGAGGGACCUGACGAGGCAGGAGCAUACAACUUCAACUUCGAGAGUGCUGAUGGCACCAGUCGUCAGGAGCAGGGCGCCCCCCAGGGAGAGACUGGCGCCGUGGCUACCCAGGGAGGAUGGUCGUUCACCUUCCCCGACGGGACUCCGGGUCAGUUCACAUUCGUGGCCGACGCUAAUGGCUUCAAUGUGAAGUCCGACCUGCUGCCCGUGGGUCCGCCCUUGCCUGCCCACGCCAUUGCCCAGAUCGAGGCAGCUAAAAAGGAGGCAGAAGCUGCAGCCGCUGCAGCCGCUUCUCCCCCUGCACCAGGGUACUCCGUCCCUGCACCACCGACCAAUUACGUUUAACCUUAGGUGCCUGCUUGACUGUCUUUGUUUAAGAAAAAGACUGCAUGGGAGCACACUGCAGUCUAGAGAGACAUGGAGGAGUCUACGUACCCUGUCAUUAGCCUUCUCAAGAAAAUCAGGGUUUGAGGUCUUAAUUAUUAACUUUUUAUAUUAAGUUCUGAUAUAACUGCAGGCAGCCAGAUUAAUUCUUCAUCUUUCAAUCCAACAUUCUUGACUUCUCAGCUUUCGUCCUUAUCUUGUGCUAAAGAUAAGAAAAAUCUUAUGCUUCCAGUGAUCGAGUCUUCUCUAUUUAUUACUUCUUGCAUCUUGGGAACACCACAUGUCUUACCCAGGUUCCUGGCUUCAUGUACCUGGCAAGGUUUUCGACUGCCUAGGAGUUAUGUAAUACUUAAACGUUGUUAUUUAUUGACCUUAUUAUUUUUAACUAUCUUUAAAUUAUUAAUGUAAUAUUUGCCUUACGUGCGAGUAUGACAACUUUUGCCAAUAAAGCAUGUGUAACAACAA